AUGGGACGAUGGUAUGACGAUAUGAUGGUAUGGUGCGAUGCUGUUGCUCUGCCAUGCAUCAGGGACAUGUACGGGUUCGCGGUGCAGCCACAGUACGUGGACGUCUACAAGGCCUACGUUCCCGUCUACCAUGCAUGCAUCCCGUCAUCCCUGUGCUUCUGUCCGUCGUCCCUCCCCUCCCGCUCCUCCCAAACUCCCACACCCACAGCACAACUUCCCGCACCCCUUAUUCCACUCACCACUCGCCAGGACGAGGAGACAGAGUGGUCGGAGCAGUGGUACUCGUUCCUCCGCGCGCGCGACCUUCCCUUCCACACCGUCCUUGUGCUUGUGCCCAUCAUCCCUGCGCCGACGCCUGCGCCUGCAGCAGAAGCGCCCUCUGGCGAAGGCGCGGAAGAGGGGGGCGGAGAGGGGAGGUUCCGCGCAGUGUUUAGGGAGGAGCUGUGGGCCGUUGAGCGCGUUCUGAGGGGUGCUGCUGAUGCACGCGCGGGGAACGCAGGGAGUUCGGGGGACGGGGGGAGGAGUGAAAGGGAUUCUGGAGGAGAGAGGAGAGGAAAGCGAAUAGGAGAGGGCAGCGGGGAGGGGAGCGGAGCAGGCAGUGGAGAGACGGGAGGAGAGGAGCUAGGAGGAGGAGGGGGAGAGGGAGAAGGAGGAGGAGGGGGAGGAGGCAAGGGAGGGGAAAGCGGAGCAGGCAAGGGAGUGGGUGGGAGUGUGGCGACAGAGGAGGCAUGGAGAGCGGAGCUGACGUCCCUAGUGAUGGGGGGCAUUCCCAUGAACAUGCGGGGCGAGGUGUGGCAGAUCUUUGUGGGGAGUGCAGGGAGGAGGCAGGCGGGCGUGUAUGAGGCGCUGCUGAGGGAUGCGGGCAGGGAGGAGGAGCACGGGCCCAACAGCAGCCUGGCGGAGAUCACUGCGCGGAUCCAUGAGAGGGACGCUGAGGUUGCAUGCACCGUGCAGAUUGAAAAGGUGUGCUGUGCGGUUCGAGUAGGACCUGCCUCGCACGUUCCCCGGGCACCCUGCGCUGGACACCAAGGGGACCUGCCGCGCACCUUCCCCGGGCACCCUGCGCUGGACGCCAAGGGGCGGGACGCGCUGAGGCGGCUGCUGGUGGCGUAUUCGCGGCGCAACCGCGCUCUGGGGUACUGCCAGGGCAUGAACUUCCUCGCCGGGCUGCUGCUGCUGCUCAUGCCUGAAAAGAACGCUUUCUGGACGCUGACGGCGAUAGUGGACGAGUUGUUUCGAGGGUACUACUCCGAUGAGAUGGUUGAAGCUCAGGUGGACCAGCUGGUCUUUGAGGACCUUGUUCGCCAAAACUUCCCCAGACUCGCGGAGCACAUGGAUACAAUGGGAGUGCAGAUCUCAUGGAUCACAGGGCCAUGGUUCCUCUCUGUCUUUGUCAACGUGCUGCCCUGGGAGAGUGUGCUGCGGGUGUGGGACGUCAUCCUCUACGAGCGCAAUCGCAGCAUGCUCUUCCGCACAUGCCUCGCUCUCCUCGACAUGCACUCCACGCUGCUGCUUUCGAUGCAGGAGACGGGGGACAUGAUGUCAGCCCUACAGUCCAUGGCAGCAUCCACCUUCGACAGCACGCAGCUCGUGCUGUCUGCGUGUGUGGGCUACAUGGACGUCAACGAAGCCAUGCUCGAGGACCUGCGCACGAAGCACCGGCCAACCAUAAUGCACCGCGUGGACGAGCGCAGGGAGGUGCUCAAGCGCUGCCGCAACACACGCACCGCCAAGAUCCACGCGGAGGCCCUGGCCGUUCUGCAGAGGCUCGCACCGCACAGCACCGCGCUCGGCUCCCCUCUCGGCCCGUCCUCCUCCCACGCCUCCCCGCUGUCUAUCCCUUCAUCGUUUGACGACUCAGUGCUGCCCUCCCCCUCGCCUGCUGCUAGAAUGGGGCGAUUGCGGGCCUUUGGGGAUGAAGGGGAGAGGAGAAAGGAGAAGAGGGAGAAGAAGGGGAGGAAGGAGGGAAGAGCAGGAGGCAAGGAGGAAGGGAGAAGGGCAGGGGGAGGCGCAGGGGGGAGGGUAAGCAGUGCUGGUACUGAGAGUGCUACUAACGAGAACGGAGAUGUUGACACUAGUGUGAGGCGAGCCGGAGGAGGAGCAGGGAGAGGGGUGGGUGAGUCUGUGGGAGGUGGGACGGCAGCGGCUGUUGCUGCAGCAGCACUGGCGUCGGUGUCAGAAGGGAGAGAGACGGAUGGAAGAAACGCGUCUGUGUCUUCCACUGCUGCUGCUGCAGCUGCUGCUGCAGCUGCUGCUGCUGCUUCUGCUACUGCUGGUACCUCUGAAACGGCUGCCAGCAGUUACCAGCAGCGGAUGAAGCGGUCUCCUGAGCUGCUGCUGCGAAGCGGGUCCUUUGCCCCUGGCAGCAGCAGCAGCAGCCGCAUGAACCCGGUUCCAUCCCUUGCGCUGGAUGCGAGAGAUGAGAGCUCGAAUGCUGCCGCCACCGCCCCUGCAGAUUCUGCUGAAGCUCCCACCACCACUGCUGCUAGUGUCGCUGCUGCUGUCAGUGCUGUGAGUGCAAGCAGCUCUGCCACCACACGCAGCAAGAGCAAGAGCAAGAGUAAGAGUAAGGGGUCGUCCCAGAUAGAGUCAGAUCUCUCCCCCACCUUCUCGCCCCCCUCCUCCCCCUCCUCCCCCCCUUCAUCCGACUUCUCCCCCCCGUCCCCCGGUUCUCCCUCAGUUGCUUUGGAGGGGGAUGGGUUGUUUCAGGACGGUGAGGGUACAGGGAAGGAGAAAGGGAGGAGGGAUGAGAGGAGUGGUGGGAAGGACAAGGGAGAGAAGGAGCGGGAGGGCAAGAGGGAGAAGGUGCGGGAGAAGAGGCGAGAGGGGGAGGGGAGCAGGAAGGAGAAGGGGAGAGCGAAGGAGGAAAUGGGUGGUGAUUUGAAGGGAGGUCGCGGUGCUGGCGGUUUGGCGGCAGGCCAUGCUGCUCCAAUUCGGGAGUCCAGAAGUGUUGCUGCUUCUCACAGUGGCUCUGGUGCUGGCGCGGGUGCUGGUGGCAAUGCUGGUGUUGGUGGUGGUGGCAGCGGUGGUGGAGACGCAAGGGUGCAUGGGAGGAUAGGCAGGACGAGCAGUGCGGAUGUGUGGAGAGUGGCAGAGAGGGGUGCUGGUGGUGGUGGGAGAGGAGGAGGGGGUGGAGAGGAGCAGGAGGAACGGAGGGAUGGGGAGGGGUUGGGAGGGGUGGAGGGGGGGAAGGGGGGUGCGGAGAGCAGAGGAGGGCGGCAUGUGCGGGUUGAAGUGGCGACGGAGUUGCAAGCACAGGUGGCGUGGCUGAAGGAGCAGCUGGUGUUUGCAUUGGAGGCGAGAGAUGAAGCCAUUCUCAGAGCCGAGGCACUACAGGCAGCCAUGGUGGAGAUGGGGCAGUCCACCACCAACCAGGCCCUCGCUGCUAAGAUUGACGAGCUGGAGAAUGCACUGAUUGUGGCUCGGAAACAGAUAGAGGCGCACAGGAGGGAGAUCGCGCAGCAGCAAAGGGCAAUGGAGGCCCAACAGGAGGCGUCUACACGUUUGCUUCUGGAACAACAAGAGGAAGCAGCGCGAGCACUGGUGGAGGCAGUGAGGGGGAAGGAUGCGGAGAUGGAGAGGGAGGUGGGGGCGCUGCUGGGCGCGCUGAGGGGCAAGGAGGAGCGCAUGCGGGGCGAGAUUGAGGAGUUGCAGGACAAGGUGGAGGAGAGAGACGCGGAGAUUGGGCGGCUUGCCAGGAGGUUGGAGCGGGCAGCCAAGGAUAUGGAGGACAUUAUAGCGGCCAACGCGCAGCAGGUGGAGACUCAGAAGAACGUCAUUGAGAUGCUCGCGGAGAGCAGUCGGGACGCGAGGCAGAAGCUGGCAGCCAUGGAAGAGAGGGCGGUGGCGGCAGAGAGAAUGGUGGAAACCUUCAUGGAAGCUUCCUCCCUGGAGGAGGUCCAAUCGAUGGUGGAUGACAUGCCAGCUGUCUCUCCCGGAUCUCUUGACACGUCACCUUCUGUCUUCGCUGACGUCAGCAUGAGAAGCUGCCAGACCAGCGUGACUAGCAGCAGUGUUGCCACGUCAGACGCUGAGCUGGAGAGAAUGACAGCGGCGGCACUUGCGAUUGGGAGCGGUAACAGAGAGCCCGAUCCACCUGAUGGCGCGAGAAACGGCCUCUCUGUGCUGGGCGUUUCACCACGCCUUAGCGAGAACUACGCCGUGCCCAUCGCUCAGCCGCCGCCUCGUGAGCCGUCACCUGAAUGUGUGGUAGGAACGGUUUAUCCGUUCGAGCCGCCAGACUCACCCACGGCGUGGGAGCCACAUCCUGGCAUAGAUUUGGUUCCCGGAGGAGGCGAGGGCUCGUCAAAGCCGCCAACUGCUUCGCCUUCGACGGUCAGCACCGCGCCCGUCAAGCGACCGCGUGUGGGAGUUACGUACAAGCAGCAGACGCUGUGGGGCGCCCCUCCUCCGAAAAACGCUACUUUACACAAGCGCCCUGCUCCUUCGGCCGACCCGACGCCACCCACCGCUCUGGCGGAUGCUGAGUAUGAGUCGGUGAAGAAGACGUUUGAGGGUCAGUGGGCAGGUAGCUUCAAGUGGUUACGUUUGCUCCGCAUGUCUAACGGCCGUCCGUCUUUGAAGUGUGCGAUUUGUGUAAAGCAUGGAGAUCCACUGGCGCACACCGCGUACGGGGCGAAGGGCGAAGGUGCUCGGGACCUCCAGAUCGGCAGCAUCCGCGCUCACACCUCCUCCCGUGCACACAAGGAGUCGUUGGAGAAUCAGGAGAAGGCGGAAGCGGAGAAGGCGAAGCAGGCCUCAAUCACACGAUGGCAGGCUACAGACGCUUCCACACGGCACAUCAUUCGGCUCCUCCACAUCGCGCACUUUGUCUGUAAGGCCGAUGCACCCAUAGCGAUGUUCGUCCCGCUGUGUUGGUUUCUGGCGAAGGAGGGGUUACCAGACCUGCCUCCCGCUGGCGGCUACGGCGCGUACUACACAGAGGAGGCACUCGCUGCCAGUGAUGCUGCAGAAGAGGUACCUGACCUGCUAAUGAUCGACGACGUCGUGCGCGCCUUCGCUGACCACAUCGGCCGCAGCAGCGUAGACUACGCGAAGUUUCAAGAGAUGCAGCGGAUUUUCUGCCAGACGAAUCUCGAGGCGCAGGGGAUUAGCGACACACGAUGGCUCGCCCGCGGUGAAGCGGUACAGCGCCUGCUAGACGUGCUCCCUGCGGCCAUUGUGGUGAUGAAGGAUUACAAGGCGGAUCUGUAUGAGGUGGUGACCUCGUUCAAGUUCCACUGGCUCAUCCGCUUUCUUGCGGAUGUGCUUUGGGAACUGAACAGCCUUAACCUGCGAUUCCAGCAGCGCCAGGUGGACGUCACCCUUGUUGCGCACAUCGUGCAGCAGACAAGGAUGCGUUUGAAGACGCGGUAUUCCCUCCGCGACCCUGCACACCAUUUCGGCAGCGGCGAGAAAAUGCAGCUUCCCGAGUUCAUUCAGAGGCACGGGGCAAAGGACAAGCGCGAGAUGAAGGCGGAAGGCGUAGACGGGGAAGGGAAUCCCGUCACGUUUGAGUUCACGCUGCACGAGCGCCCGCUGCCUGGACACGAGACGGAAGGCGAUGUCACGGCGUGCGUCGAGCUGUCGAUCAAGUACGUGCGCGCCAUUGACAAGGAGCUGGAGUGGCGGAUGCGCGACCUGGAGCUCCUGGAAGGCUCGAAGCUGUUUCGCACAGCCUCGUACGCGUCCGACGACACGAAGCGACUGGAAACCUUCAAGAAGUGGCUCGGCCAACUGCACAAGUUAUACCACCACAAGCUGCCUAGUAAGCCUUCUGUAGCGCUUGCACAUGUUAUGAUGUUUGUUGUCACUUUCAUGCCUGACAUGAGGACCUCUCUCGUCACUCUCACUCUACGUCUGCGCGCCACCACCGCCGCCGCCCCGGCAAUCGCUGCCAUGGGCUUCUCAAUCUGCGCCCGUCGCGUCGCUCUCUGCUGCCUCUUUCUCGUCGUCGCCGCGCCGUGUCUGCUGACGUCAGCGCAGUUCCCCAUCCCCUCGCAGUACGACGGCUUGAUCUACGGUGCUGACGUCAGCGAGCGGCAGCCGGUGCUUCUGGAGGCGUUCCUGGAUCUGACGUGUCCGUCCUGCCAGAGCGCGUGGCCCGUGUUGCGCCACGUGGCGAAGUUCUACGGGACGAAGCAGCUCCGAUUCGUCGUUCAUCUUUUCUCCAACGCUUUCCACCACAACUCCUACUUCGCCUCGCAGGCCACCAAUGCCGUCGCAGCCAUCAACGGCUCGCUCGCGUUCGAUUGGAUCGACGCCGUCUUCGACGAGCAGGACGACCUGUCGCUGAGCGCCACGUGGCAGAAGACGCCCGAGCAGGUCGCGGCGCAGCUGGCGCGGCUCGCGUCGGAGCGCCUCGGGAUUGACGAGGAGAGAUUCAAGGGGGCGUUUUUGGACGCGGAGGUUGAAUGGCGCACUCGACUCGCGUUCAAGUACGGGUGCUCGAGGGCAGUGGUGGGAACGCCAACUUACCUGGUGAACGGAGUGGCGGUGCCAAUGGCUGCAGCUGAGUGGACCAUCUACGACUGGCGCGCCCUCCUUGACCCCCUCGUGGCCCCAUCCGUCCUGGAUUCGCACUCUCGCUCCCCUCGGAAGCUGGCGCUCCAGUGA
This is a messenger RNA of Closterium sp. Naga37s-1, 6615 nucleotides long. Lineage: Eukaryota; Viridiplantae; Streptophyta; Zygnematophyceae; Desmidiales; Closteriaceae. The record is from the annotation of a GenBank genome assembly.